Cadophora gregata is the source of this 3209-nucleotide messenger RNA. RefSeq lists its product as uncharacterized. The coding region runs from base 1202 to 2767 and encodes 521 amino acids. NCBI's taxonomy places the organism in Eukaryota, Fungi, Ascomycota, Leotiomycetes, Helotiales, Ploettnerulaceae. The record is from RefSeq and is a predicted model, not a curated record. The transcript is spliced from 3 exons.
UUUGCUUUUGCUUUUGCUUUUGCUUUUGCUUUUGCUUUUGCUUUUGUUGCUUGUUCUGUUCGGGAUGCUCACGCUCACGCUCACGCUCACGCUCACGCUCACGCUCACCGUCUCGCUGGUCUCCUUCUCCCUUGCUGAAGAUGUCCUGAGUCCUGACUCCUGACUCCUGACUCGGCGCAUUCAACAGGGAUGUUCGUGGCCCGGAGCAUAAAAAUGCCGAUGGCCUGCCACCCCUGGGCCGAUCCCUUGGGUGCCCCAGCCUGCCCCUGCCCUGCACAUCCCCUGUAACUGCUCUUCUGGGCUUUCUCGCUCACAGCCAGACUAGUGGUAGUGGACUGCCAGUCCUUUGUUGACGACGUGUUGGCACCCCCAGAGCAAACUCCGAUACAGUACAACCCAAUUUGACCAAAGCGGACAAGGCCAGCUCGAUUGAUUGAUUAUUAUCAGAGGACAUAUUCCGACAUCACACUGCUCCACUCCUCUCGUCUCGUGUCAUCAACUCAACUCAACUCAACUCAACUCAAUUGAAUUCCAAACACUUCUUGUUCCGGUGUCACUCAUGCUGCCAUGCCAGGCCACUGUCAGAACAUCUAUACAUUUAGCUUCGUCCGAUCCUACUGUACUGUAUUGUCCAGCACUGUAUCCGACUAUUCCUCAGAGCUUCCCGGACUAUCCAUCUGAUUUGGGGCUUUCUGUGUUUACGUUGUCUCCUCUGCCGACCCAAUUCAUCCCCGGUCCUCGUCCUCUACAGUACUGUACAGUACCUCGAGAGUGGUGGUACCUUAUCAUCACUGCGAUAAAGAAAUCGAUACUGUAGGGUAGCGAGGGUAGUCAGUCCUUCCUUCCGGCAGCCGAUCCGCUCCACAAUAAAGUUUCAUCGCUCUCCUCCGUACUACUGUACUACACCAGACUGUACUGUACGUUACGUGUGCGCCCGCAUCGUCCCAUCCCGGCCCCGUGACUAAGCACCGCAACCCUUGCACCAGUUGCACCAGUUGGAUCCAUCCUAAACAGCGCUGCAUUCGCAUCAGGGUUUCACUUGCAGUCGAUACUACGCAACGGAACCUUCAUCCACUUCCACCACAAUAAUACACUUCACCACCCCUCUUCCCCUGCGUCUCUUCUCACGAUAUGUAAGGUACCAAGGACGACACUGCGAGCAGCUUCACUCUUUUUCCUUUCUCUCGUUCAUCCUCCAGUAAUGGCAACGUCGACCGUUGCGAGGGCCAUGGCCGCUCUCUUAUCGCUCUCUCUUCUCGCAGGUUCCGGGAUGCUUGCUUCCGCUCAAUCCGUGCAACCGUCGAACGACACACUGCCCACCACGGAGAGCAAGGCUGUGACGAGUCUGAGGCUCACAGGAGGACCGGUCUUCGACACGAGGACAUAUUAUAUUGCUCCAUUGACAGAGGAGAUGGGCAAGGGACAGAAUCAAGUCCGCGUAGGAGCAAUAGCAAUCUCUGGUCCUCUCAAAAUUGCAGACUAUACGACAGCUGCAAAUAUCACAAGCUCCGAAAUUGCACUGAUUAGUUGCGAUCCCAAUGGCUCGAAUAUCGAUGCAUCCGAUGUGGUCCAGACGGCAUGCGACCAGAAACCACAGGCAAUUGUGCUAUAUAGUUUGGAAACUCAGGCAUGCAAUCUCACUGGAUCGUUUGGCUAUACUUCGCUCUUCUCGACGAUAUCAGCAUCGAAAUCAAGAGAGCUUUUGGGUAUUGCCGGCAUCGAUUACAAGGACUCGAACAGUCUUGUUGCAAAUAUUGGUGUCAACAAUGGGUCAACGACAUUAGAGAAUACCCCACCUCAACAGACACCCGAUCCGGGUGCUCCGGGAGGUCCGGCCCCCACGACUGCGGUAGCCAUGAGCAUUCUAUACAGCAUAACGGGUAUCAUUACCCUCCUGUUUCUUGUCAUCAUUGCUACUGGUGCUAUUCGAGCUCACCGACAUCCGGAAAGAUACGGACCACGGAAUGGAUUUGCAGGGAGACCACGACAAAGCCGUGCUAAGGGUCUUGCCAGGGCUAUGUUGGAAACGCUUCCGAUUGUGAAGUUUGGUGACCCAGAGCCAGUGAAGAACCCGAACGGAGACGUGGAGCUGGAAGAUGGAACUGCCAACAGUCAGAAUUCCGGUACUGUCACAGGCACUAAUGCAGCUACUGUGGUUCCAGCAGAGAGUAACAAGGAUGAGACGAAGGCAAGAUCAGUCGCCACUGCUACGGCUCCGGUAGAAUCUGGGAUUGGUGCAGCACAAGCUGAAUCGGUCAAAAGUGGAGAGGCUGGUGUACCAAAGGAAGGUGAAUUGGGAUGUUCGAUAUGUACAGAAGACUUUACCACGGGCGAAGACGUUCGAGUUUUACCUUGCGAUCACAGGUAUCAUCCCGCUUGCAUCGAUCCUUGGCUCUUGAACGUAUCUGGAACCUGUCCACUGUGUCGUCACGACCUCCGUCCCGUCACUUCCAUUACCUCUAAUACCGAUGGAGAGCUCCCUCCACCACUAUCAGCCAACGAAGGGGGCGACAGAGUCUCAAGUGAGGGAAGUGCUCAUCAACGUAGACGAGUAUCUCGAUUCCUUGAUCUCAAUCGACUCCGACACGCACCACCUGAGGAGCGGAUUGCAGCACUCCGUCAACUCAGGGAAGCCCAACGAGCAGGUCAGGAGCCAGUUAAUAGCGAAGAUAUUGCUGAAGAGCCAAGCCGUAGAGCGAGGUUGACCAACCGACUCAGGGAUACGUUCCGCAUCAAGACUCGGGCUCAGAACGACACGCCUUCAUGAAGAGAACAUAGCCGCUCAGGCUGAAGAUACGAAAGAGGAUCACUGCGCUGUGAUAUCUCUUGAACAUGCCACGAAUACAUUUACGACUUCGCACGAGAGCAGCACAUUUUGAAAUCAGCAUGCAUACAACCCUCUUCUCAAGUUUGAGGACUAUAACUAGGUUAGGUUUGGCCGGGUAUGGGAUAUGGAGUUCGGCAGUAAAGCAUAGACGGCGUUUUUUCGGCGUACAAUCCAGGAGUAAUGGUGUGGAAACGGAGAGGUUGGUCUCGUUAGCACGCCUGCAUCUAUCGGAGAACUGCAUAUCAUAUGGUCUUUUCACAAAGUGAAAGGAGAUUACGAGUCUGGGUGCUAUAAGGCAUGGCACACUGGAACUUGGUCUAAUGCUUUAUUGUAAUAUAUUGCCAAGAGACAGAGGAGUGGAAUGAAAAGAAACAAUCUAUGA